This is a messenger RNA of Pocillopora verrucosa, 1346 nucleotides long. Lineage: Eukaryota; Metazoa; Cnidaria; Anthozoa; Scleractinia; Pocilloporidae. The record is from RefSeq and is a predicted model, not a curated record.
AAGAAUAUCAUUCAUAUCGUCAUGCUCAAAUACUUGAUAUUUCUCAAGUUGGUUUUAGUUUUUGUUCAGCACAAACUGAUAUUUGCAAUUCAGCCCACCACAAAGAACAACCAUGUUUUAGCCGGCCAUGUUUUUCAAGCCUUUACUGCAACAGACUGGUUCAACUGUCUACAAACCUGCCAUGAUGAUCCAAGAUGCAUCUCGUACAACUACCAGAGAUCGGCAGAAGCCAACGGUCUGUGUGAAUUGAAUGACUGUGGAGUUGAAGACUUUUGCGACAGAGAAGGGUCUAUCUUUCACUCCCCAGGAUUUGUGUUUCAGCAGAUAAGGACGAGUAAACAGAUAAAAACAAUUAUAAAGAAGGUUAACGGGUGUUUAUCUUCCCACGGUAAAAACAGUUGCAUUUCGGAUAGAUCAGUUCCCAGGACUUCUCCAAAAAAUGUCACGAUGGUAAACAACACGUACAAGAGCAUUUUUAUCACAUGGGAUGCUGUGCCAACGAAUCAGACAAAUGACGAAAUUUUCGGAUAUGAAGUAGAAUAUUCGAUAAUAGAAGGAGGUCAACCGGCAUGGGAGAAAAGAAAAGUGUUUAGUGUUCCCGACGUACAUUUCAACCUUACAGGAUUAAUUGUGAACAGAAGGUACGAAAUCAAAGUGCGGGCCUACAACCAGUGUGGGAAUGGUCCGUCAAGUGAGGUCCUCUGGGUAAAAACGGACGAGAGAAGGCCUAAGGUGGCGCCUCCAAAUAUUAUCGCAGUGAGAGUGAAUUCGUCCUGUGUACUGGUCUCCUGGGACAGGAUACCUAAUGGUAAACGACGGGGCUUGAUACAGAAAUACAGAGUAAAUAUUACAUCAAAGAUCCCCAACGAAACAACAAGUCGCGAAGUACAAGCGCCAACACAGUAUCUGGAGAUCGUUGGCAUAAAUGUGGACUCAAAAUUUACCAUUACUGUGGAGGCUGCGAAUAGCAAAGGAUUUGGACCAGUCAGUGAGCCUGUUAAUAUAACUGCUGUUCCGUAACAACAUCCUUGGAACAAUUUACGAUACCAAACGUGAUGAUCUGUGAAAUUUUUUUAAUGUAGAGGAUACAAUAAAGGAAUUAUCGCCAAUCGCAGUUAUGCUCGAUUUUUCUCCAUUUCGUGUGUACGACUGUAAAUAGUCUGAUAAAAACCGCAGACUGUUACAUAGGAUAAUUGUUAAUAAUCGUCAGCUUUGUAAAGUAAUUAUCACCAUACAGUUACUUGUUGUGGGUAAACGUCCCGGAACAAUUUUCGGUAGGUAAGAACGAUUUUAAAAUGAUGUAAUUAAGGCAAGAAAUGUUGAUAGCUCCUAGCGAGGUAUGUAUU